GUCUCGUCGCACGGGGUUCCAUCCGAUAAGCACUCAUUGUUCGCAACCACACCCACGUGGAGAACGCCUUACGAAACAACCAAGAUGCACAGAAGUCUUUCCACACCGGCCUCGCUGUGCCUGGUCCUCCUGCUGCUGGCAUUGGGCCCGGUCUACGGGAAAAACAUCCUUUCCCAGCUGGGGGAGCUGAUGAGCGACAACAGCGGGAACAAGGCGAUCGUCGACGAUGCCGCCACGGGAACCGUCCAGGACCUGGAAUCGAAGCAGGCGGCCUCCUGCGACGGGCAGCUGGCGGUGGCACUGGUGCAGGCGAACGACCUGGCUGCCGUUGCCCGCAAGGAAAAGGACGAGGCCCAGGCAAAGCACGGUGAGGCCCUGGCCACGAUCGCCGGCCUGGAACGGGACCUGGCCCACACGAAGAGCUCCCUCGAGAAGGAUGUGGCCGAGCUGACGAAGAUCCGGGACGCAUCGGAGGAGGUCCUCCGGGAAGAAAAGGACCGGGCCGCCAACGAGCUGGAAGAAACAAAGGCCCGGGCCCGCGAGGAAUAUGAGGCCCUGAGGGGAGAAAUGAACGCCUCGCUCGCGGCGUUGCGAGAGGAAAAAGAUGCCGCCUUUGAGGCGAUGAGAAACGAAAAGGACGCUGCCUUUGAGGCGAUGAGAAACGAAUUUGACGCCGCCUUUGAGGCACUCCGAACCCAAAAGGAUGCCACCAUCGAAGAACUGACGGAGGAGUCCGCAAACGCUAUGGAAACGCUCCGAGAAACGGCGCACAACGAAUACCAGAGUCUCAAAACAGAAAAGGACAAUGAAAUUGCGGGCCUCGAAGCCAAGCUGCUCAUGUCCAGCGAAGAAUUGCAAGCAACGAUGCGUUUGGAACUGGAAAAGGCCAAACUCGACAAGGAAAACAAGGUAGCAGCCAUCACGGCCGACCGCGACGAAACCGUCGCGGAGCUGACCGGCAGAAUGGAACACGCUAUCAGGGAGGCCGCCCAGGUCCUGCAGAGCACCAAGGAGGAGGCCGAGAACACCAUUGCUCGCCUCGAAGAAGAGCGCGACGAGAACAUUGCGAAAAUGACGGCGGAAAUGCAGGACGCCGAACAGCAUUUUACGCGGGUCCUCGAAGAGACCAGGGACGAAGCCCAGGCGUUGCUGGCGAAAAAGAUGGGGGAAAAGACGGCCGAGCUUGAGCAAACAAAACGCGAGAACGACGAACGACUCUCCGAGAAGAACCAAAAGAUCUUGAAGCUCAAAGAAUACACGGAACAAAUGCUCGACAAGAAGGCGGCCAUCGAACGAUCCAUGGAAGAAGCCACGGCGGUACGUACUGCAUCGCAUUGCACCGAGCUGCGUGCUUCAUGCGUAGGGCACGCAUGGUAGCACCGAGUCCCGAACCGGUGUCGGAGAGCACCCGAUUUCUUCUGGGUGCAGCUCCGGUCCUGACCUAGUAGUUGUUUCCUCACCCUCUCAACUCGCUCCCCUCUUCUAUUCUUUUUCGCCCGUGGCAUGGACAUCGUGGAYAGGAAAUCACGCAUUGGAGGGCACUCCACGCCGAACGCUCGUACUGCAACAUGACGCACGUUUCCACCGAUCUCUACGAUGGCGGAUUGGCUGUCUACGCUAUGGCCGUCGAACAAGCCGGGGUCGUGGGCGACAUUGCCAUGGUGCACGUUUCCAAGGGACUGGAAAAAUCAAAGGAUUUCGUUCACGGACAGGUCGAGGAAUACUGGCAGGCCAUUGAGCCUCACUACCAAGAGCACGUUGCAAGCCAGUACCAGACCCAUCUGGAGCCCCAUUUGCAUAAGCACGUCUUUCCAAAGCUUCACCAAGCCUCUGUUUGGUUCCAAACAACCGUCAUGCCAUUGGUAAUGGAAGGGAUUGGAAUCGUUAAAGAAAUCUACCACACGAAGGUUGUUCCGAUCGUUGAAGCAAAAUACCAAGGACUCGUCGACUCGUACGGAUAUUAUUGCAAGUCCUACCUCCGAGAUUUCGAAAAGGUCAGCCAAGAAUCCCAGGUUCUGAAAGACAACCCACCUCCGGCGUACUUGCUAGAAUCCUGGCAGAUAUCCUGCGCCAAUCCCCGAGAAAGCCUGGGCGCCCUGAUUAACGGCACUCUGACCCUCUUUGCCCUGGUGUUCUACCGCCGCCUCCUUGGAGUCGUGUGCUGGAUGCGGGCCUUCUCGCUCUCCCUGGUCCUCUUGCCGCUUCGAUGGACCCCGCUGGGAUGGUUUCUCCCGCGCCGUUCUGCCGCCGCGGGCGAGCUGGCCUGCGAUGCAGGAGAUCCCGUCGAACUGGCACCGGCCGCGGAAGAAGUCGAGGUUGGCAGCCCGAGCGCGGGUUCCGAGGUCGAGUCGGAAGGCAACGGUGGCGAGGUCGUAGCAGAAGAAGACAGCGAAGACAAUGACGAGGACGAGGACAAGAACACUAGCGGUAAGAUGGAUUGCGGCGACGAGACGAACGGUCCCGUUGCUGCGACGCUCUACUAGUUUUGCAAAGGGGACAAAAACCAUUAUUGUUUUUGCUUGUCGCAUCGAACGAAACACCAUCGAUAGUGGUGAUAACGGAAAAAUUAUCAUUGUUAACAAAAAGAUUUCAUUGAU
Pseudo-nitzschia multistriata is the source of this 2597-nucleotide messenger RNA. The record is from the annotation of a GenBank genome assembly. NCBI's taxonomy places the organism in Eukaryota, Bacillariophyta, Bacillariophyceae, Bacillariales, Bacillariaceae.